AUUUAAUGUACAGAAAUAUGAAUUGUUAAUCCAAAAUGAACAAAAUAAGAUCAUUCGUUGAUGUAAAAAAAGGUAGGAUUCCUACAAUAAAACCUGUAUCCCGCAACAAAUCAGGACGCCGUCAAAAAUACCCCUCCAUAAUGAUAAGGGAAAUCCAAGAAGAAGAUAAUGUUCAUGUAUGUAAAUUGCUAUUUGAACACUUCAGAUCACUGACCCUUCCCGCUAUUAUGUACUGGCUUGUUCAGCACGUGUAUGACCUAAUCGCAAUCGUUCUAAUAAACGCAUGUUUACUAUCAAUUUACAAUUUAUUUUACUUUUGUCUACUUUUUCUGAUUUAUUUAUUCGUCAGAGCUAGGUACGAAAUUGAAAAACAUAUAAAAGAGUCCUGCCCAGACCUGGUUGACGUACAUAAAACCUAUCGUAGUCAUAAAGCCUCUAAUUUUUGGGUUGCCUAUGUCUCAGGAGAUCAACAGGGAGAUUCACCCGAUGAAAAGGGAGAUAAAACUACUGAAGAAUCAAAAAAUGACGAUCCCAACAAGCCAGAAUCAAGUUCUAAAAACAGCUCUGCCGAGAAGCUUGAGAAAAUGAACCACGUAGAUGAAGUAAAUGACCUGAACUUUAGCCAGAAAUGCAAAGCAAAUGAAAUUCUUGGGUGCGUUGGAAUUACACCUUACAGAAAUAAUCCAAACGUUGGACAAAUGGUCAGGCUUGUGGUAACAAGGAAGAGAAGGAAUAUGAGAGUGGGAUCAAGGCUCCUGGAUUAUUUGGAGAAAAAAGCGAUGGAAAUGGGCUAUAAUGAGAUAAGAGUUUUUACAAAUAACUUAAACACUGCGUACCUGCAAUUCCUGAAACAGCACAGUUUUCAGAUUAUUCAGGUAGUGAGAAGAGGGCUCAUGAGAGGAGAUCUCAUUAUCUGGAACAAGGUUUUGAACCAAGUCGACCACCCUAAACAAGACGAUGCCUCUCCGACCUUCGGUAAUGCCAUGUUUAUCCCGGACUAAAUGUGGGCGUAGUUACACAUUUUUUUCUUUCAUUUACAUUUUUUUGAUCACAUUAAAUGUAUAAUAUCCAUUAUCGCAGUGA
This is a messenger RNA of Theileria parva strain Muguga, 1083 nucleotides long. RefSeq names its product Acetyltransferase (GNAT) family protein. Gene Ontology annotation, molecular function: N-acetyltransferase activity. The transcript has 2 exons. Lineage: Eukaryota; Apicomplexa; Aconoidasida; Piroplasmida; Theileriidae. The coding region runs from base 36 to 1001 and encodes 321 amino acids. The record is from RefSeq and is a predicted model, not a curated record.